Molecule: messenger RNA, 1167 nt
Organism: Arabidopsis arenosa
Lineage: Eukaryota; Viridiplantae; Streptophyta; Magnoliopsida; Brassicales; Brassicaceae
Source: the annotation of a GenBank genome assembly
CUGAGAUAUUCCUUCUCUAAAUCUCUUUUUUUUUCCCAUGUUUGUUUGGUUCGUUGUGCUUCUUCCUUUAAUCAGCUAAUUUGAAUGGUAUAAUUAUCUGGGUUUUGCUGUUGUUCGAAUUUGUGAUCAUACCCUUCAAACUUUUAGAAUCAUAUCAGUGAUAAAACAGUGCUUUUUAUAUGCUUUUGUCAAUUAUCUUCUGAUGAAAUUUUGAUUCAUUGUGAUCAGCAGAAGACCAGUAUAGAGGUAUUUACCAGGAAGAAGUUGAUCAAUUUGUGAACAUGGAUCCUAAUCAUACCGACGAUCUAUUAAACCAUUUGGAGAAGCAAAAUGAAUUGCUCAUAGAAACUCGUAAAACCAUGACUCAAGAACUCCAAAAACUCGAGGUGGAAGAAGAGAUGAUGAUGCGGAAAUUCUAUGAGCUAAUGUCUACACAUCGCUUAAAUAAGAAGAAAACGAAGGAGACUCAAAAUGUGUCACACGGAAAAGAAAUAGUGGAAGUGGAAGCGGAAGCGGAAGCCGAAGAUAUUUCUAGGACAUCCAAAGAGUUAAUCGUAUAUGUUGUUCUAACUCCGACACAUCUUGGAAUUGUAAUGGAGUAUGCAGCUGGAGGAGAAAUGUUCGAACGAAUAUCUAGCGCUGGUCGAUUUAGCGAAGCUGAGUCAGUUGAUGUGUGGUCUUGUGGAGUGGCACUCUAUGUUAUGUUAGUAGGAGCUUAUCCUUUCGAAGACCCUAAAGACCCUCGCAAUUUCCGAAAAACUGUUCAGAAAAUAAUGGCUGUGCAGUACAAGAUUCCAGGAUAUGUUCACAUAUCAGAAGAUUGCAGAAAGUUAUUGUCUCGUAUAUUUGUUGCCAAUCCAUUACAUAGAAGUACGCUUAAAGAGAUUAAGAGUCAUUCAUGGUUCCUAAAGAAUUUGCCAAGAGAACUAAAGGAGUCGGCACAAGCAAUUUAUUACCAAAGGAAUGUAAAUCUUAUUAACUUUUCUCCACAAAGAGUAGAGGAGAUUAUGAAGAUAGUUGGUGAGGCAAGAACCAUUCCAAACCUUUCUCGGCCGGUCGAAUCGCUUGGACCAGGUAAGAUAGAUGAUGAAGAAGAAGAAUAUUUGGAUGCUAAUGAUGAAGAAUGGUAUGAUGAUUACGUAUAAACAAUAAAAAAUGUAUUCAUGU